Aureobasidium melanogenum CBS 110374 is the source of this 540-nucleotide messenger RNA. RefSeq lists its product as uncharacterized. The transcript has a single exon. The record is from RefSeq and is a predicted model, not a curated record. Bases 1 to 540 code for a protein of 179 amino acids. Lineage: Eukaryota; Fungi; Ascomycota; Dothideomycetes; Dothideales; Saccotheciaceae.
AUGUAUUCCCACACCAUCGACGCUCUUCCUGCCUACAACAACGAGAUGCCUAUCUUCAACCUCGCCAUGACCCUUAUCUGGGGUGCUGCUGAGCUUCUGCUCUCUAUCGGCAUCAUCACCGCCUUCUCAUUCAUGGUCUGCUAUGGCUUCGGUGCUGCCAUGGACCCCAAGGGUGUUCAAGUCGAAGAUGAAGAAUCAGACGUGCCUUCAAAAGAGAAUACCGCCUCCAUCUUCAUGUCCGCAAUGCUUAGCGGUUUCCACGUCACUUUUGUCUUCUUCGGCCUUCCGCUCUUCGGACAUGCUACCGAGUCCUUCGUCAUGCGUCUUAUCUAUUCGACCGCCAUCAUCGCUGCUUUGACUACCGCAGUCGCUCUCAGCACGAUCGUUUUCUACCUCAUCGCCCCCGUCGUUUCCGCAUGCUGGAACGGCGUCUCCAGACUCUUCAGAAAGACUCCUGCACAGGACGAACAAGAUAUUGAGGCUCAGCACGAGCGCGAGGCCUUCCUCGACGAGAAGAAGGUCGAACCUGAAGUCGAGUGA